ACUUCUUGGUAGCCACAUAAUAUGAAGUGGAACUGAAAAUGAUUUGACAGGGUUGUCAGAAAGCUGAUGAGUAAGCUAUAUGUACAUUAUUGUGGAAUUGCCAUGCCAAAGGAACCAAAGAAAUUGUCCAAUUGUAUGAACAGAGUAGCCAGAAAACAUGAAACUCAUCAUCAUAGACAACCUAAAUAAAAUUUUGUUAAACAGUUCAAAUUAAGACAAAGUGUUAUGUAGAAUUUAGCUCAGUGAGAAUGUAGUCAAAAGCUAGACAAUUGACUUUUCUAACACUGUCACUGUCUCCUUUCCUUACAUGCACUUUUCUUCCAACUUGAUAAGAUGGCCUGGGCACCGGUGAUAAGUGUAAAGGACAAUGAUAGUUUAUCUUCCUUGCUAACAGUGGAACUGAAGUCAGAUUUGCUGUUGAUAUUAUCAGAUGUACAGGACAUUUACAGCGGCCCUCCCGACCUGCCUGAGUCUCGCCUUCUAGACACAUUCAGGCCAGCGAACGUCAGUAAUAUUCAAUUUGGAGAAAAGUCACGUGUUGGCAGGGGAGGCAUGGAGUCUAAAGUGAAGGCUGCAGCCUGGGCACUAAAGAGCCAAUGGUACCGGAAGUGAUUACCUCAUUCGUCAAGUUCUGGAUGGCUGAAAGGUUGGAACAUUCUUUACUAUGGUCGACGAACCAGGGCCAUCUGUGGAGAAUCAGGCUGCGGCAG
Messenger RNA from Stylophora pistillata, 710 nucleotides. RefSeq names its product delta-1-pyrroline-5-carboxylate synthase-like. The record is from RefSeq and is a predicted model, not a curated record. Lineage: Eukaryota; Metazoa; Cnidaria; Anthozoa; Scleractinia; Pocilloporidae.